AUGGCACAAGGAAGGAAAGAAAAAGGGACCAGCAGUACAGGGAAAGAAAGAAAGCGCCUCCAGACACAACAGCCACGAUCGCCCUUACAGAGGAUUGAAAAUGAGGUUGAGCUUCUCGGCGAGCAGCUUUCCGUUGGCGGAGGCUUCAGUUACACUCACCACCACCACCAUCACCACCACUAUCACCACCAGCCGCCCUCCACCCUGCCGCCGUCAACGCCUCUGCAGUUCCUGUCGCACCAUGACCCCCUUUCACAGGAGCUGUUCACAGUGCCAUACCCACACUUUAUGCCUCGUCGAAUCACAGGCCGGCGUUACCGCUCUCAGCAGGCUGUGCCCCCAUCCCCCUACCACCCCAGCUUCCUGCCUUACUUCCUGUCCAUGCUUCCGGUGACGCCGACUGUGGGCCCCGCCAUCAGCCUUGAACUUGAUGUGGAUGACGGAGAGGUGGAGAACUAUGAGGCCCUGUUGAAUCUCGCGGAGCGUCUCGGAGAGGCUAAACCCCGCGGCCUCACUAAGGCUGACAUCGAACAGCUUCCGUCGUACAGGUUCAACCCCAACAACCAUCAGUCUGAACAGACACUGUGUGUGGUUUGUAUGUGUGACUUUGAGUCUCGCCAGCUUCUAAGGGUCUUACCCUGUAAUCACGAGUUCCACACCAAGUGUGUUGACAAGUGGCUUAAGGCUAAUCGCACCUGUCCUAUUUGCCGGGCUGAUGCCUCUGAGGUCCAGAGAGAUUCUGAGUGACCUUUGGCUGGUGUCAGGAUCCCGCAUCCACAAUCCCUGGAUCCAGUUGGACACCGACAUUCUUUCCUUUCUUCGUCCGCCUGCUGCUCUCACAUUCUGCCACAUAACUGGGACCAGUAUUCCUUCACUCUUUGUUCCCUUGGACACAGAACCGGAAUUCUUACCUGGGAUCAGCAUUUAGGGGUGUGGAAACUGACUGACUAGUGCUCACUUUAUGUCUGGACUUCUUAGGCCUUCGAACGUGGGACUGUCACACCGCCAGCUCUCUGCCUUCUGCUUGUGGUUACUCCUUCUUACCGAUGGCCUUGGAAUCACGUUCGCUCAGUGUCAUGUGCAGAUGAACAUAUAUAUAUAUAUAUAGCAUGUGUGUAUUUUUUUUUUUUUUUUUUCCCUAACCUGCCCUUCCAAACUGAAGCAGUGUGUUCAGUCGUUUGCCUGAUGGAAGGGGAGGAAAAAAGACUUCUUUGAAAAAUGUUUGUGUAGUUGUACUAACAAACGUUGGGGUAGAAUUGGCAGUCCAAAGAUUAUUGUCGUUUCAUUACUCUUCUGCUUCCGAUUAAGUAUUCACUUUCUGUCCAGGAGAGACCGUCCUUUCCACAGCACUCAUCGUAUUCGCCAUUUGUCAUCGGAAGCGUUCAGGUUUAAUUUGUUUGCGACUACUUGCAUUCCUGGUGAGAGUGCAUUUCGUAUGCAGCCCAGUGACACGUACGCUGUGAGUGUGUUACACCUGUUGUGGUAUUUCCAGUUUGUUGUACAGUUUAUUCACCUCUUGCUUUUGCUGACUCUGGGACGAGGGCAUCAUCAGGUUAGCAGCAGGAACAGUCAGAAGUCAGUAAAGCAUUUCUUUGUGUUUGUCAUCUAAAUGAGACUUUAUUGAUGACCGCCGUAGUUUGUCUCCAUUCCUCAAUUAGUCCAUGAGCCAGAAGCCAAUUUUGAACUAAUCGGUAUCACUUAAGGGGAGUAAAUGACACUUACAAUCCAGCCUCAGUGUACCAUACAUACAAUGUAUGGUGGCCAUCUGGCGUCAGCAUUAAAAAAAAAAAAAAAAAAAAUGCUCCAAU
This is a messenger RNA of Thalassophryne amazonica, 1808 nucleotides long. RefSeq names its product E3 ubiquitin-protein ligase RNF38-like. Lineage: Eukaryota; Metazoa; Chordata; Actinopteri; Batrachoidiformes; Batrachoididae. Bases 1 to 747 code for a protein of 248 amino acids. The record is from RefSeq and is a predicted model, not a curated record. The transcript has 8 exons.